This is a messenger RNA of Eurypyga helias (sunbittern), 623 nucleotides long. It is a transcript of the gene RSU1, whose product is annotated as Ras suppressor protein 1. Lineage: Eukaryota; Metazoa; Chordata; Aves; Eurypygiformes; Eurypygidae. The transcript has 6 exons. The record is from RefSeq and is a predicted model, not a curated record. Gene Ontology annotation, molecular function: protein binding. The annotation marks the transcript as partial.
UUACACUGUCUCAUAUCACACAGCUGGUUCUGAGUCACAACAAGCUUACAACUGUGCCAGCAAACAUCGCAGACCUGAGAAACAUAGAAGUGCUCAACUUUUUCAACAACCAGAUUGAGGAGCUGCCUACACAGAUCAGCAGCCUUCAGAAGCUCAAACACCUGAAUCUUGGCAUGAACAGGUUAAACACCUUGCCAAGGGGAUUUGGCUCUUUACCAGCUCUGGAGGUUCUUGACUUGACUUACAACAACCUAAAUGAAAAUUCUUUACCAGGAAACUUCUUCUAUCUGACCACCCUGCGUGCACUCUAUCUAAGUGACAACGAUUUUGAAAUCCUGCCGCCAGAUAUUGGGAAGCUCACAAAGUUGCAGAUACUGAGUCUUAGAGACAAUGACCUGAUAUCACUGCCUAAAGAAAUUGGUGAGCUCACUCACCUUAAGGAACUUCAUAUCCAGGGAAAUCGUCUUACUGUGCUGCCCCCAGAGCUAGGUAACUUGGAUUUGACUGGUCAAAAGCAAGUCUUCAAAGCAGAGAACAAUCCCUGGGUUACCCCUAUUGCUGACCAGUUCCAGCUUGGAGUAUCUCAUGUUUUUGAAUACAUUCGGUCAGAAACCUAUAAAUAG